Messenger RNA from Cladophialophora yegresii CBS 114405, 1224 nucleotides. RefSeq lists its product as uncharacterized. Gene Ontology annotation, cellular component: cytoplasm. Lineage: Eukaryota; Fungi; Ascomycota; Eurotiomycetes; Chaetothyriales; Herpotrichiellaceae. The coding region runs from base 1 to 1224 and encodes 407 amino acids. The record is from RefSeq and is a predicted model, not a curated record. The transcript has 2 exons.
AUGGACACAGGCGACAAAGAAUGGGCAACGAAAUACCUCCUCGACCCGUUGAAUGCGCCCGAGCCCUCCCAAGAAGAUGGUCCUGGAAACAGUUUCCGAGCCGGCGCCACCCUUCCACCCGUUAAGGCUCCUACAAAAUCACAGCUAGGAAGACGCUUGUCCAAGACAAACCCGUAUAGUAAGAGCUCUGAGGUGAAGCGGUCCGCGUCUCUGAACAGCGGCACCAAGGGGUCCCUUGUGACCAAUUCCGGCAAGGGGCCAUAUCCACCACAGUCCUACCCUUCGCCUCCCCACUCAGGAAGGUCUCCUACCAGCACGGGAGGCGGCUCGGGCAAGAACUCCCCAACCGUAACACAAACUCCGCUGAGCCCACAAUCGCCACGCUCCCCAUCCCAAACCCACAGACAGGAAGCGUUCGGAACCAGUGACAAUGCGUCGACCCCGACCGGCCGUCGCCGCCGGGGCUCAUCCCUCGGCGAGCGCUACCCGGGCGACAUGUCGCACCGGCCACUAGACGCCCUGGUUAAGGAGAAACACGUGGCCGACCGGGCCCGACACGCCACGCGCAAGCACCGCAUCCAGCCGGACACAAUCGACAACCUCGACCUCACGGGCGGAGGAGGCGCAUACCACCACGGCGGGCCCUACGACGCCACGCUGUUCGCGCGCAACAAUUCAAAGGACUCGCCCCUCGCUGCGCUCAAGGACUCCAACGCCGAAGCCCUCAAAGCCACGCCCAAGGAGAAAAUCAUCGACUCGGUGCGCGGCCACAGGCCUCUCGACGGCGUGGCUACCUUUGCGCCCGGUAACGCUGACCGCAAUGGCACCGUCUACAACUACGAGGAGGGCGAUAACAUGAUGAUCGAGGGCGGGCCCGAGGGCGGCGCCUACAAGCGCUGGCCCGGGGUGCAAUACCAGCCGGAUGAUAUCAAGGGCAAGGGCGAGCCGAGUUACAGCUUGGAGAAAGCCCUUAAGGAGCAUAAGAUCUCGGCCCAGGACGGCGGCAGCAAGGCAACGAACGGCACGGACGGCAUCGAGAUGAAGACGCGCCAUCGCAGUUCCAGCGCUGUGAUGCCCGAGACGGUCGACCGCUCGGGCUGGGAUGAUGGCGAUACGGGCAUGGGGACGGGACUGGGCCGGAGCGGAAGUCUCAGCAAGAGACUCAGUGGCGGACUGAAGAAGAGGUUCGGAAGCAUCAAAAGGAGCCACCGUCAUGACGAGUGA